AUGUUUAAUGAAAUACGAAAAAAUGGAAUCCUUCUUCUUUUCGUUAUUACCAAAUGGCCAUUCAUACCUAAAUCUGAACAAAAAGAUAUUCUUCGGGAGGCCAUUGCACUGUUAGGUGGUCGAUCGGUAGGAGUAUCACGAUCAUCAUCAGGCCGAUUUCGAGCAAUUGAAUGUGAACCGAAGAAAGCUUACAUCAUCCCAAUCAAUUCAAAAUCAGAUGAAGUUUUAGGCAUGCGUGUAUCAAAAAUGAAUAUGAAUACACUACGAAAAAUUCUUAUUACAAAAUUGGAUGAUGAAUCACAGGGUAAACUGGUACAGUUAUACAAAGAUAAUCUUGACUUUUGGACAAAACUCGGUUAUGGUGCUAUUGAAAUUCUUGACGAUCUUGGUACAGGAACAGCUCGAGCUAUGUUGUCAGAUGAAGAAACUAAAAUUUAUACGCAAGUGAAAAAUGGCGAAAAUCCACUACAAACCGCAAUACCAGUUUUGAAAAUAGCCAUUGAUAAAUUCUUUCUUCGUAGUUAA
Rotaria socialis is the source of this 525-nucleotide messenger RNA. NCBI's taxonomy places the organism in Eukaryota, Metazoa, Rotifera, Eurotatoria, Philodinida, Philodinidae. The record is from the annotation of a GenBank genome assembly.